Molecule: messenger RNA, 1789 nt
Organism: Microbotryum saponariae
Lineage: Eukaryota; Fungi; Basidiomycota; Microbotryomycetes; Microbotryales; Microbotryaceae
Source: the annotation of a GenBank genome assembly
AUGGACGCGAUCGAGCUUCCCUUUGAUCUGGUCGAGUUGAUCGUACUCGCACUCGAGGAUCAACAGAGCCAGGCUUUCAUUCACUCGGCUUGCAACACCUUUUUCGCGCCAACUGCCAAAUCCACGAGCGCGAACUCGUCGACCACGGGGACGGAGGCAUAUUUUGUAGCAGUUCGACAGGAACCAUCAGGAUGCUGGCCCCUCCUACCUCAAGGAUGGAGGGACUACUUUGAAGCUGUCGACCCAGCCCAGAGGGGCCAAAUACUCCAAGACCUCGCAGAUGGCAAACUGCGGGUGAGCAUCGCUCGGCGGCGGCCUAGCUUCCACCGAGAGCUCAUCAUUGCGUCGAGUCCAAUCGCUACAGGAUGAUUACCCGCCGUGUCUCUCAUCGUAUCUCGACUCGUGCCGACGCCUUUCGUUCGAUCGCACAUGUUCCCCGAUCCCGAUCUUGGCCCAUCCACCGCGGUCACCGUCGGGGUACGGACAGGCAGGUCACGUGCCAAUCGACAUCGGUGCGGGUGACGCCCCUGACUUCAAGUUCAACCCAUCGAUCGGCACCAAGGGAAAGAAACUACGACAGGGACAGAAUCCCAAGAAAUCCCACGAGGUCGAUCGCUUCUCCCAUCUCGUUCAAGAGAUCAGAUCGACCAGGCCUGGGAUCACGAACAUCAUCGACGUCGGCUCCGGAAGGGUGAGCUCUUGUGAGCGCUCGUCUCACGCCCGCUUGAUCAGAGAGCUGACGCAGCGAUCGUAUCAUAUGCUCAUGUAGGGACAUCUAUCACGUGUACUCACGCUCCCCCCCCUGAAGCUCGAUGUUCUCGCCGUCGAUUGGUCGUCACAGCAGAUCUCGGGAUCCGAAUAUCUCGAGACCCUCGGCAAAGCACGUUCGGCUCCUAACCAAACCGAAGUCCAGCCAUCCGUUGAUACACCGGCAACGAGCCCAGUUCCCGACAAAGGCACUUUGACGCAUCUCACAUCUUCAUUGGACGCCCCGUCGAUCGCGCAACUCUACACCCUGCCCCAGGCUGCCGAAAAUGCCGAGCCACCAGCACGAGACGUCGAGCCAGCAAUGUUGGUCACAUUGCAUGGAUGCGGCGACUUGACCAUCUCUGCACUCCAAGGUCUCUUCCUAGCUCCUUGCCCACUCCCGACUGCGAUCCUUGUUGGCUGCUGCUACAAUCUGCAAACGCCUUCCUCGUUUCCGCUUUCUGAUUUUGUCGCUCGAGCGCUCGGCACCACCUCACUAGGGUCAGAAACGAAGGAACCAAUGACACGGUCACAUCUCAGGAUCUCACCUCAAUCUCCUGGGUUGUGGUACCUCACCCCCACGAGUCAACAAGAGCUCAAGGAAUCGAUCGUCAAACUGGGCUAUCGAGCACGACUCGAAGCCGAACUAGCGGCCCAAGGUCUAGGCUCCGAAGGGCAACGUCGUGUAGGAAGGGUGUCCAAGUCGCAAGACUUUGACGACUAUCGUCUCAAAGCUUUGAGCAAAUACGGCGAAACGGAGGUCCCUCGCUUGAGAUUCGGGUCCGACGAGAUGGGCGAGGAAAAGGCCUGGAUCGAGGCGUUGUACCAGUUGCAGGUGUUUUGGACGUUGAGGUGUCAUCUGGGUCCUGUUCUGGAGACGUUGUUGGUCUUGGAUAGGUUCGCAUUCUUGGUUGAACGGUUGGGGGAGGUUGAGCAGGAGCAGGAGCAGGGUUCGUCGAGGAGGUCAUUGGUGUUGGAGUUGAGAAAUUUGUUCGAUCAGAGCUCGGGGAGCGUGAGGAAUAUGGCGCUGGUGUUGAGGUAG